This is a messenger RNA of Microplitis mediator, 5949 nucleotides long. It is a transcript of the gene Ephrin, whose product is annotated as ephrin-B2. NCBI's taxonomy places the organism in Eukaryota, Metazoa, Arthropoda, Insecta, Hymenoptera, Braconidae. The transcript is spliced from 6 exons. Gene Ontology annotation, cellular component: plasma membrane. Bases 2346 to 3395 code for a protein of 349 amino acids. The record is from RefSeq and is a predicted model, not a curated record. Gene Ontology annotation, biological process: axon guidance; ephrin receptor signaling pathway. Gene Ontology annotation, molecular function: ephrin receptor binding.
UCAUUCGAAGCCCGCCAACGGAGGAGCGAGCAGCCACGGGAUGGGAGCAUGUACCAAGUGAUUCUCGCGAUAUUAUUUACGAUACUAUAUUCAUUUUUUCGUUCGAACUAAACGGUAAUAAAUUAUUAUAAAUAUUUUUAAAAUAACUAGGGGAUAACUGGUUUAUUCGAAUUUGGAGUAAUAAUAAUAAUAUUGAUAAUAAAUAGUGUCGUGAUUACAACGAUGUACAAUUGCGGUGGCAUGGUGUUAGUAGUCAUACAGAUGGACUUGUUAUUAAAGUCUUCAAUUGACUUACUACCUGUGACUUUGUGAGUUGUAUAAUGACACUGAUAUUGUAGCCUAAAAAAUUGUUAUAAAACGUGAAUGACACUUGAGAUUUAUUGUAAUUGGGUGUGUUAUGAUAAGGAUUAUUAUUUUUUAUAAAUAUAAUAAAUAAUUAUAUAGAGUAUACAAUAAAAAUCAACUGAACAACGCGUGGAGUUGGCCUAAUUUAUUCAAGAGUCUAAUCUUAAGAUUAUAAUCUUCAGUAAGCAGAGGGCGAACAUGUUGGAUGGCCUAUAUGGAGUAAAAAGUGAUAAAUCUUAAAUAUUGAUGAUUUAAUGAUGAUGAUGAUGAUGAUGAUGAUGAUGAUGAUGAUAAUGACUGACUAACAAAUGAGUCCUGGAAGUCGGUAAAACAGCGUAAACUUUUUAUCCUUAUCGACUUUACAGCAGCCGAAGGCAGAGGCAGAAAAUUUUUCUCGUUCUACUCCGUGUUGGAUCAAGUGAAUCAACGGAGUUCACUCAGUACCCUUACUGUUGAUUGCAAUCGAAUUUUAUUUAUCCUCGACUGGAAAUGAAAUAAAAAUAAUAUAACAAUAGAUUGAUUAAAUUUAAAAUUCGACACGACGUUCCCCUUACUAACAAUUACCGGGCGCUGCCAGCGCAAUCAGCAGCCUGACCGGCGUCCUCUACACUCGUAUAUUUCUUGUGAGAUUAAUUACUCGAUGAAAUUGUCAGACACCUUAAUAAUAAUAUCUUAGAUAUGUAUCUGCAUAAACAGCCAAAAGUAACUGGUUUAUGGUUGUAUGACUUAAUCGGUGGUUGAUUCGACACGAGUCGUAAAGUUCACGGGAACCGAGUGUAUUAAUUCGAGGAGAAGCUGAGCUGUAGGCUGUCUGACAAAGAGUUGAGAGCCAAAAGUGUCUGACGGUAUUCUCUGAACGUGUCCAGAUACUACAAGCCAAGUGGAACUAACACAAGAUCUCCCUGAAUUCUUUUGUGCGAGAGACGAUCGUGAGACACUAACUGUAGGCUAGUCCGCGAACGAGGGGGAGAAGGAUAAAGAUAGCCCUAACAACAAUAAUAAUCAUCAUCAGCAUCAUAAGGAUAAUAAUAAUAAUAAUAAUACACGUGAGAGGGAGUUUGAAGGAAUAACGCCCGAAGAAAGAGAAUGGAAAAAAAAACUAUGGUACUUUUCACGGGAUCCACUUGAGUUACACGGUUAACUCACUGGGGCUUGUUAGUUGUCCUCGACAACUGAGUUAUUUGUCUUUGUGUGGGCGAUUGUUUAACUAACGAUAAAUAAUAUUAAUAUUUAUUCGCCAAAAGUGCAAUAAUUGCGGAUAAUUUAUUUGUAAAAACGCUUUGGAGCAGCAUAUAUACAAGGAAGACUAUAUAUAUAUAUCGGGUGUAGGAAUGUACAUGUUGUGGUACAUGUGAUGCUGGUGUAUUAGAGCAGAGCGUGAACAACCGGUUGGCUAGUUGACGAGGUUACAUAGUGUAACAUCACGUCUUUUUAAAAACUUUUUUCUCCAUAAUUGUUAUUAUUAUUUUAAGUUUUUUUUGUUUUCACAGCAAACUCGAAACUCAUGUUUCACAUGCUUUUCCGACAUCGUGUAACCACUUGUCAUAAUUAUUUAAACUAUAUCUUGUGUGCCGUGUAAAACAAGUCUCUGCGUAUUUGAGUCUCAUUAUCUCAGCAUCCUAUCAUCACACAGCCUCACUGCUUAAGAUCUACCAUAUAUUUUUUCUUGUUUCUUGAUACAAGUUCCUUACAUACUUAUAUUUAAAUAUUUAUAAUAAUAAAAACACUUGUGAUGAAUGACAGCGGCCGGAUUUCAAAUUCUAUUAUUGUAGUAAAUGUGCAUUUAAAGUGAUUGCUUUAGUUUGUUAAUUUGUAAUAAAGUGCGUGAAGAAUAAAUUUAUAAUAAGUAAAAAUAAAGUAAAAACCGGAUACGGUAAACGGAGUACUUAAAUACUGGAUCUUGCGUAAUUAAGUGACGAGAAAGUACGCAAUUUAUUUUAUUCCAUAAUCAGUUACUCUUUAAAAGAGUACCAAACGGCCUCAAGAUUCAGCCGGACAUCAUGCCUUGGUUCAUACUCUUUCUGCUCCUGCUAUCUGUGAUGGAGGCCUUCCCAAGGGAGGCCACCUGUUCACGUCUGCCGGACAUUUACUGGAAUUCAACCAACCCAAUAUUUCGCAUAGACAACACGGACCAUAUUAUUGAUGUAAAUAAAAAUAAUGCAGCGUUUGAGUACGACCAGGUCAAUAUUAUAUGUCCCGUCUACGGACCUGGAACUUACGACGAUGAAGCUGAGAAAUACAUUAUUUAUAAUGUGUCCAAAGAGGAGUACGAAACUUGUAGAAUAACAAACCCGAGUCCGCGAGUGAUAGCGGUUUGCGACAAGCCCACAAAAACAAUGUACUUUACCAUAACAUUCAGGCCAUUUACACCGCAACCCGGUGGAUUGGAAUUUCUUCCUGGUCAUGAUUACUACUUUAUCAGUACAUCGUCAAAGGACGAUCUCCACAGGCGCAUUGGUGGCCGGUGCUCCACACACAACAUGAAGGUCGUGUUCAAAGUCUGCUGUGCCAACGACGGAUCAUCAGCGACGUCCCGCAACAACCUGUCAGUUACCGGAAGCAGUAGCGGUAGCAGUACUGUAUCUAGCAGCUCAACAAGCGGUGGAAUUUUAGGAGUUAACAACAACAACAACAACAACAACGGUGGUGUCGGCAUGCCACCAUCGCCACCCCCAAGCGUCUUCAAGGGCGGAGAUCGAUUCUACCCAGGAGGCAACAUCUAUCAUCAUCAACAGGGAACAGCCGCGGCGGCGCCCACUCUACCUCACGUACCCCCUCCAGCAAUCUACCCGUCACAUCCCCAUCAGCCGCAGCCGCCGAUUCACAAUGGACCGCCAUCCCUUGCGUCACCGCCCAAGACCUCCAUCACCCAGAAGAAGAAAAACAAGGAGUACUCGGAUCAUCCGAACGAGGUGGUAAAAAAUGAAGAGCUAACUUACACCGGUGCAAGCUCAGCACUCUGUCGACCACGAGAGAGUUUUCACCGAUUGAUUUACCUCUCAACGGUAGCACUUCUGGUCAGCAUACUACUGCCCACUCUGAUGCGGUGAACCGACUGCAGUAGACCUCGGCGCCCAUCGAGACUCCCCUUCUUCUGUGAUUAUCCUACGUUUAAUUCAUUUCCACGAUCCUUCGACCUUCGUUGCCUUGGAAUCGACGGAUGACUGACUGAGUGAGCGAAUGAACCAACGAUCUGCGUCUACGAUAUCCAUGUUUACAAACAAUUAUUAUUAUUAUUAAUUAUUAAUUAUUAAUAAUAUUACAUCAUCCAUGCGAGGCAUUAAUGUAUAUAGUAAAGUUCAAAUUCACUUACUAUAUAAAUUUAAACUUUCAUGAUUUUUUUUUUACGAAUCUAAUAGUCAAAAAAAUUUAUUUAUCCGUCAGUUUAUUAACAGGAAAAAAAUAUAUAAACUUGGAAUACCAUAAAGUAUAUUAUUAUUUUUAGAUAUGUAAAAUUGUAUUUUCUGAAGUGACAUUAUAAUUUUUUUAUUUCAUAUUAACGCCUCAUCUAUUCUUGUCAGCAUUACAAAAAAAAAGAAGAAGAAAAGAAAAGAAAAAAAUGAAAACUGAGAAAGCGAGCGAAUGAAAAAAUAAAGAAUGAGAAUGAAUGAAUUUUUAUUUAAAAGAAACAACAACUAAAGGACGUGGAACAAAAUUAAUUAAAGCCAUAUUAUAAUAAUUAUAAUUAUUAUUAAAAUAUUAUCACUAGGCACUAUGUAGUUAUCCACUAUUAUCACUAUUAUUAAAGUUCAAAAUAGUCGUACUGAUUGUCCUCAUCAUUACGCCAAUUAAUAAUGGGUAUAUUUAUAUGUAUACAUAUAUAUAUAUUUAACAAAUAAAUAUGUAUAUCUAUAAAUAUAUGUUUAACGAUAUACGGGCUAUCUCGACGAACAGUUUGAUAAAACCACUUGUUAUUAAAUUAUAAUUAAUACUGAGACGUUUCUUUUAUUAGCGGACACUCUCUCUCUAUUUAUUAUCAUUUUUUUUGAAUUACGCGGUUAAUUCAAAUAUUUAAAAUAAAUAAAUCUGUCAUCGUCGGAUAAAAAAGUAGAUAACAAUAGUGCCGGCGCUGGUCGCGCAGACACAUUAUUAUUAUCAUAUUUGUAAAUAAAUUUCUAAAUAUUAAUUGACGUUUAUUUAAUUAAGUAAAUUAUGAGACUAAAAUUAAUAACGCGAAUUAUAAAAUAUAAAUAUUUUUGGUAAAUUUAUUUAUCUUCUUUGUCGUUGGAAUUAAAAUAAAAAAAAUUGAUAAUUAUGACGGAUAAAAAAAAGUCGCGAUUGGAUUUAAUGUUUGUUUAUUUAAUACGCGAUAACGACAGUAUGAAUGUCAAUUUAUAUUUAAAUAAUAAUAAUAAAUAGAAUAACCUCCGUGUAAAUAAUAAAAUUAUAACGAGUAUAUAAAUAUUAUAUAUAUAAAUAAUUAUAAUAAUGAUGCAUGUGUUUAUUACGCAAUAUUUACGAUUAAAUUCGUAUAAAUAUUAUUUAAAUAAAAUGACAUCACGGCUGUCUAUUUAUUAACAUGGGAAUAUUUAAAAAAAUAUAUAUAUAAAUAUAUUCAAUAAUACUUUUUUAAAUUUAUCGUCAGAGUAAAUACUAAAUACAUACAAAUAUAUACACGUAUACAUACAUACACAUUACACACGCGCACACCCAUAAAAAUAGACAAGUCUUGAGUCGAUUGUCGUUAUCAAAACGAUGAUAAUUAAAUUAAUAUGUAAUAUAGUAGUAUUUGUAAUAAUUUUUAUAAUAAGUUUGUAUUAUAUUUAUUACUAUCUAUAUAAUUAUUGUCACGCAGGGAAUAUCUAAUUAAAUAGAUAUUUAAAAUAUAAUGCUAGUAAAAAAAAAUUUAAGUAAACGUCAAAUAAGUUAAAUAGUUAAUUAUAAAUAAAUGAGACAUGUGUUUCCCCUAUGUAUUAUUAUUAUAAAAAAAAAAAAAAUGGAAAGAAAGAAAAAAUAAAACAGUGUCAUGGCAUUUUAUAUAUCUAGCAGAAUUAUGUUUAUAAAUUAAUACUUAAACUCUUAUUAUUUAUUGUCGCAAUCAUCCUUAAAUUAUCUAUCUAUCAUUUGUUGAAUAUUUUUCAUUCGAUUAUCGAAUAUUGACGCGAUUCUACGGUAUCCCUGGCGCUGCCAUGACCGCGAAAUUUUGGACUCGAUAGAAUAAGACUUUUCUAAAGAAUUAAAUUUUUUGAAAACUCGCAUAGUAGAGAAAAAUUCGACUCUUUAAAAAAAAUAAAAAUUUUCAGAUUUUAAUCUUCAAUUUUUUUUAUUUUUUUCCGGCAAAUUUAAAGAUGAAAAUUGUGAAAAAAAAGUUUUGUUUCGUCGAGUGCUACAAGAAUUCGUGGUCAUUUGGCGGCACCACAGAAACCGUAGACUUCCUGAUAUCGAUAUCAAAUAACUUGUGGAAAAUAAUUAAAAGUUGAAUAUUUUUUUUUUAGUUAAUAAUAAUAAUGAGUAAGACGAUAAAGACAAAAUGAAACUGUGUUCUUAUUGAUUACUCCUUUAUAAUUGAGUGAAACUCGAGUUGUAAUGAAGAUUGAGUACUACUUGUAAAUAUUGUAUGUUUUCCACUCCCCCGUCCUUAUAAAUAUCUUUUUUUUUUCAUUA